AUGGGCAUAUCUGACGAUAAUACGACUUCUGGCACCGUGGUGAUAUCGGACCAAGGCACAAAAAUGCAACACCCUGAAGCCAGAUAUCAGAAUCCUCAAUUUCAAGGACAGCGAGACCCGGCCGAGGCUGAUAAUAUGGCCAAAAAGCUACUGCGUCUUUCAGCAGCACUCACAGGCCGGCCUUCAUAUCUAGUUCAGGUCCGUGGUGUCGUUUCUUUCAGAUUGAGAGCUGAAGCUGUGACACCAUUGACUGCUAUCCGGCUCAUGGGCAGUUUCGCUCUGGACAGAACACUCCUUUUCGCAGAAGAUAGUCUAGAUGAAUGGGAAUCCGGGUUUUACCGGGACCACAUCCCGCCGAUACUCAACGCCGCUCACAAUAUGGACCCAGCCCAAAAACAGAUAUGGUGUAGCAUUCUUGCCUUAAUCGCAAGACUUGAGAUCGCUGCUUCGCUUGCACAUGGAAACUCGUCAAUGACGAGCACAAGUAUUCUCGAUAUUUUUCAACGCUACCAGAGCGGCUCUACGGAUUCAUUUUGCAGAUGUUUUACGGCUUCCAUGAAGUGUCUUAAAUUGUUAUCUGAAGUCAUGGAACUAUGCCUUCCCACAUCAUAUACGAGGGCCGAUCGUUCAAGCGACGAAAAUGUCCACUCUUUUGAGAACACCAUCUUUGCUUCGCGAUGGAACAAAUUACUGCGCAAGCUUUUAGCCUGGGAAAAAGCUCGCCCAGUGGAGCUUGAAGAAGUAUACAUCGCUGGCAGUUCCGAAAACACUCUGCCCAAAAUAAUAUACGGCGGCGGCGGAGGUAUCUCUACGAAUAUUCUAUAUCGUACCGCUAUGUUCCUUUUACUCAGCAAAAAGCCAGAGUCGGCCAGCAGCUUUGAGCGAGAUCCAAACGCGUCUCCAGACGCUGAGCAUAUAUAUCCUCUUUUCCAUCUGCGCUGGGUCUGCGGUAUCGCCUUACAUUGUGAGGCCGGAGACUCGCAUUGCUGGGAUCCAUGCACAAUAGCAGCGAUGUCAAUUCUAAUGCCACAUAUCACUGGGUUGAUACAACCCACAGAUAUGACUGGCAUCAAAAAUAGCAUCAGGUCGUCCGGUUGGCCGGCUGGACAAAUGUUGGAAUAA
Messenger RNA from Clonostachys byssicola, 1122 nucleotides. The record is from the annotation of a GenBank genome assembly. Lineage: Eukaryota; Fungi; Ascomycota; Sordariomycetes; Hypocreales; Bionectriaceae.